CCGCGUCCGAGAAUCUUCAUCUUACCCACAAGGAGUCCGGAGGGCCACAGGCCGAAAAAUUAAAGCUUGAGGGAUAACAGUCUUGGGGAGACCAGGAACUGGGACAGAUUGGUGGAAGAUAAAAGACAAAUCUGUGGGGCUAGACCUCCUAAACUCCUGCUAUUCCUUGGCCCCUUUUCCUCUGGGUGAUUUGGGCCGGGACCACUGAAGGAGACGCGAGUGUGGCGAGAUUCGCCCCAAGCCUUUGAGAUGAUGGGACUGGGAAACGGGCGCCGGAGCAUGAAGUCGCCGCCCCUCGUGCUGGCUGCCCUGGUGGCCUGCAUCAUUGUCCUGGGCUUCAACUACUGGAUCGCCAGCUCCCGAAGCGUGGAUCUCCAGACCCGGAUCCUGGAGCUGGAGGGCCGGGUGCGCAGGGCCGCUGCGGAGAGAGGCGCGGUGGAGCUGAAGAAGAACGAGUUCCAGGGGGAGCUGGAAAAGCAGCGGGAGCAGCUCGACCGGAUCCAGUCCAGCCACGACUCGCAGCUGGAGAGCGUCAACAAGAUCUACCAGGACGAAAAGGCGGUUUUAGUGCAUAAUAUCACCACAGGAGAGAAGCUCAUCAGAACCCUGCAAGACCAGUUAAAGGCCCUGCAGAAGAACUAUGGCCGGCUGCAGCAGGACGUGCUCCAGUUCCAGAGGAACCAGACCAACCUGGAGCGGAAGUUCUCCUACGACCUGAGCCAGUGCAUCAGUCAGAUGAAGGAGGCGAAGGAGCAGUGUGAGGAGCGGAUCGAAGAGGUCACGAGGAGGGGGAAGGAGGCCGCUGCUGCCAGAGAGCCGAGUGAGAAAAAGGACCAAAACCAGCAGCUCCGAGCCCCCAGCGAGCUUCAGCCCAGGCCGCAGGACGCAGACCUGCCCCAGGCAGAGGUGCUGCCGGUGAAAGGAAUCGUGCCCAGCAACGGCGAGCCCCAGACACCAGCCCCCAGUUCUGAGGCGGCUUUGGAUUUGAAGAGACAAGGUGAGAGAGAGGAAACCAACGAGAUCCAGGUGGCCAGUGAGGAGGAGCUUCCGAGGGACAGCCUGGGGCUGCCGCCGGAGCCGGGCCGCGAGCAGGCUGUGGAGGCGGACGCAGCCGCGGCUGGCAGAGGGCCCGGGGGAGCUGGCGCGGUGGGCCAGACCGCACGGGCGCCGGCGGCGAGGCUGGCCGGCCAGGAGAAUCGGGACGCGGAGGACCUCGAGCGGGAUCAGCUGGUCAUCCCUGAUGGGCAGGAGGAGGAGGAGCAGGACGCGGCCGAGGAAGGGAGACACGAGCAAAAGCUGGGGGGAGAGGAGGACUACAACAUGGAUGAAAAUGAGGCAGAAUCAGAAACCGAUAAGCAGGCAGCCCUAGCAGGGAACAACAGAAACCUGAACGUUCUUAAUGCUGAAAAUCAGAAAGGAGACAUGAUAAAUUUACUUGAUCAGCGUGAAAAGAAGAACCAAACACUCUGAAUCAACUGGAAUCCUAUACCUCAGGAUUGAAGAGCGAUCACUACAGAAUAUUUAUGAGGGGAUGAAUACUGUGAAAUGUCCUAAGUAAAAUAUACAUCUAAAGAUGAUUAUUGUGGAGUUUUAAUAUGUACUUUAUGUAGGAAAAUGAUUGUGUUAUAGAUGGUUUUGGGGGGUAUUUUCAAGGUGUUUAUACUAAGGUGUCAAAAUUUGUCAGCUAAUAGGUAUGAGAAAAUCAACAUCAAAAACAGAACCCAAGUUCUCCAAGUAUGGGGACAGUGGUGCUUCAGAAAUUCUGGAAUGUAACUUAAAAAAAAAUCAAAGCCUGUAGGAGGAGUCUGUCUUCUGACACCAAGAGACCCGCCACACCUGAGAAUUCUUCUCUGGUCCCUCUGGUGUCCUUCACAUGCUGUGCCGAGUGGCCCGUACCAGCCUGGUACUUCUGUUCUCCCACGUCAGUGCCGAAUGAUUACUGGCUUAUGCUCUCAUGUGCUCACUUCUGGUUCAGACAGUCAGGGGCCUGGAGCACAAAACUGUUAAACAAACAUCACUAGCAACAGUUUUAAACAAGUCUAUAUACAAAGGCAUUUUAUGUGAGAAUUUAAAGAAAACCCUACUUGUAUAACCAACCUGUCAUUAACAUACAAAAAUGCUUGUCAUUUGAA
Molecule: messenger RNA, 2132 nt
Organism: Mustela erminea (ermine)
Lineage: Eukaryota; Metazoa; Chordata; Mammalia; Carnivora; Mustelidae
Gene: GOLM1
Product: golgi membrane protein 1
Exons: 10
Coding region: 250-1470 (406 amino acids)
Cellular component (GO): Golgi apparatus
Source: RefSeq, a predicted model, not a curated record